CUCGCUAUCACUCACCCAUUUCCAAUUUUCAUUUCAACCGUUAUGAGAAGCUUACUCGGAGGAGCUUCCCAACUCAUCUUCAAAUCAUCGUCACUGUUCGCGAACUCAACCACUCGCUCUCACUCUCAAACUCAGCGACUGAGCUUCCCUCUCUUCACAACCUCAAAAGCCUUUGUCUCUCUAAGACUAAGAACGUUCGCGAUCAUGGCCGGUGCGGACGAAUUCGUAAAAGGAAGCGUUAAUGCAAACGGCGUCGCAGUGAUCACACUCGAUCGCUCCAAGGCUCUCAACGCAAUGAACCUAGAUAUGGAUAUAAGAUAUAAAAAAUUUCUCAAUGAAUGGGAAUCGGACCCAAGGGUCAAAUGUGUUCUGGUUGAUAGUAGCUCAGCUCGUGCGUUUUGUGCAGGAAUGGAUAUUAAAGGGGUUGUCGCUGAGAUUCAAAAGGACAAAAAUGGUGAUGUGAAGCAGAUCACAACCAAAAACCAAGUAUCAGAUAUGAUUGAGGUAUUCACUGCUGAAUAUUCUCUAAUAUGCAAAAUUUCUGAGUAUAAGAAGCCAUAUAUAUGCUUCAUGGAUGGCAUAACAAUGGGCUUUGGAAUAGGCCUAUCUGGUCAUGGUCGUUACCGGAUCAUAACGGAGAGGACUGUUCUUGCUAUGCCAGAAAACGGAAUUGGCUUGUUCCCAGAUGUUGGUUUUUCAUAUAUAGCAGCACAAAGUCCAGGAGGAGGAUCAGUUGGUGCUUAUCUUGGAAUGACUGGAAAAAGGAUUUCUACACCCUCUGAUGCACUAUACGUGGGUCUUGGUACACAUUUUGUGCCAUCUGGGAGCUUGGUUUCCUUGAAGGAGGCCCUUUUGGGAAUUACAUUUUCAGAUGAUCCACAUCAAGACAUCAAAGCACUUUUGGCAAGAUUCAGUGGUAACCCUGAGUCUGAGUCCCAAUUAAAAUUGCUCUUACCUCAUAUAGUUUCAUCCUUCGGUGCAAAUAAAUCAGUUAAAGAGACAAUUGAGGAACUGAAAAAGCAUCAGCUGAGUGGUGAAGCAGCUGUGGUAGAGUGGGCUAAUGAAGCCCUUCAAGGUCUUGGAAAAGGUGCUCCUUUUUCGCUUUGCUUAACACAAAAUUAUUUCUCUAAAGUUGCCUCUGCACAUGGAAAAACUGGCAACGAAUUGUCCACACUAAGCAGUGUGAUGAAAACCGAAUAUCGCAUUGCCAUAAGGUCUUCUUUACGAAAUGAUUUUGCUGAAGGUGUUCGGGCAGUUUUGGUGGACAAGGAUCAGAACCCAAAGUGGAAUCCUGGAAGUUUGGAGGAAGUAAAUCACAGUGAAGUGGAAACUCUCUUUGAACCAUUGAGCCCAGAAGUUGAGGAGUUGAGAGUGUGACUGAUGCAUUAUGACUUUCGUAGUUAUUUCCUUUUUUAUUUGGGCUACAUAAGGUGGGCUUUGCCCCCAGUGGGUUUUGAAUGCAAGGGGUGAGCCGGACUUGCCAAUCGACCUUGAGGUCAUUGACAAUCUCCAUAGUAUUUCCUUAUUGUUUCAGUAAGAUAGAUUGUGGAUACUAUUGAAAUCUCCUGUAAGCUGCAAAAAAUAAGUUGAUUUUACGUAUGCAAAAGCUAUCCAACUUUGUGUAUGGUAUUCUUCAUGAUGUUGGUGACUGAUGAUGGAAUUUGUGAUGUUGGAAAAUAUUUUGGGCCCCCAGAGUUCAUAUAUGUUACAUUAGGCCUUGCAAGUGAC
Quercus robur (English oak) is the source of this 1728-nucleotide messenger RNA. Its product is annotated as 3-hydroxyisobutyryl-CoA hydrolase-like protein 3, mitochondrial. Gene Ontology annotation, cellular component: cytosol. Gene Ontology annotation, biological process: L-valine catabolic process. The transcript is spliced from 11 exons. The record is from RefSeq and is a predicted model, not a curated record. Gene Ontology annotation, molecular function: 3-hydroxyisobutyryl-CoA hydrolase activity. NCBI's taxonomy places the organism in Eukaryota, Viridiplantae, Streptophyta, Magnoliopsida, Fagales, Fagaceae. The coding region runs from base 43 to 1377 and encodes 444 amino acids.